AUGGCUCGACCGAUGGAGAAAGUGGUGGACAUCAACGACACGAAAGAACUUUGGAAGGUGGCGGUGAGAGUUGUCCACAAAUGGAAGGUUGUAUCCAACAACAAGGAGCAUUGUGAAAUGAUCUUUCAAGACAAAGAGGGUUCUGAUAUUCACGUAGUUGUUCCAACGACGUGCAUGGCCGCUUACAAUGACAAGUUUGAAGUGAACCACACAUACACUGUAUCUAACUUUGCAGUGCAGCCAAAUAACUUGGUUUUUAAACCAAGCACCCACAAGUUCUUGGUGAAGUUCACUGGAGGAACUUCUGUGACUGAUGUCGACAAACACGACAUACCCCCCAUACAACGCACCUUCACCAGUUUCCCUGAUAUUAUCACCGGCAACUUUAAAAAGGACAUGUUGAUCGAUGUUAUCGGCGUUGUUGAUGCUAUUGGAUAUCAACAAACCGGGAGUGGUGGGAAAAAACUCAACAACACAAUGAACUGCACCCUUUGGGAGGACUAUGCCAAGCAGUUUUUCAAGUUUAGCGAGGAAAAUGCUUCGACAUCUGGACCAACUGUGGUUUUGCUUCUCUAUGCAAAAGUUAAAGAACAGGGUAUAAUUUUCUCAAAAGAAUCAUUGCGUACCGUUUCAAGCCAGCUCAGCUCGCAUUCUCAGCAAUACUCCCGCAGCUCGGGUUCUGAUAACGUUAGACAGAGUGACACUCAAAAGUUGCUUAGUAAGGCUGUUGCUCUGCCAUUGAGUCGGAUUAAACAACUGCGCGAGGACACUUUCUGUGCUACGGUUGCAAAGACACGAAAAAUUAUCGCUUCUUCCUAUGGAUGGUACUACCGGUGUUGCCAUGCAUGCACGAAAUCGGCUCGCGGUGAUAAACCUCCGUACGAAUGUGAUAAUCGCCAUUUGACUGAAACAGAAAUCUAUAAGUAUAAGAUUGAAGUUGAAGGGGUCCACCUUGAAACGUCUUGCAAGCUUAUUUUUUGGGACAGAGAAUGCACUCAGAUCUUAGGUGUCUCUGCUGCCCAAAUGCGGGACACAAUGAUACAGGCUGGUAUCACAGAUCCUUUGGAAUUUCCCCUCAAGCUUGAUGCCAUGACGGGCUUGGAUUUGGCUUUACGGGUUAGAUGGCAGCCCAGUUGGGACAGCUGCUCUGUUAUCAUGUUUGUAGCUGACAAGCCGUUUGUUAAACAAUUCGGUGCGCAAUGGCAGCCUACACAGGCCAACCACACCAGUUCUGAACCCUCUGCGACAAAGCUUCCACCUCAGAUAAAAGAGAGCGUCGAUGAAGCUAACACUGCUGCUGCCGAUGAUUGUGACAUUGUUACGGAUUUAGAAAUAACAUCCAAGCAUAACCCCGAUCCGCAAACACCCACUGCAAAAAGGCAAAACCAUGAUGGCUCAAGCGAAUCGACGACCGUGUGCGAUGGGGAACUUUCAUCGACAAAACUUAAAAAGAUCAUUAAGUUGGAGAAGAACAAAUAG
Molecule: messenger RNA, 1479 nt
Organism: Vicia villosa (hairy vetch)
Lineage: Eukaryota; Viridiplantae; Streptophyta; Magnoliopsida; Fabales; Fabaceae
Exons: 11
Coding region: 1-1479 (492 amino acids)
Source: RefSeq, a predicted model, not a curated record